AAGCUGGUUUGCCAACCGCCAAUAAACAGCACAGGAAGAAGAGUCCCGCACAUGUGGUCCUGCUCACAGUCACAGUGCGUGUGAUCGGAGCGAGUCGAGGUCCAGAGACAGAAGAGUUGUGCGAGCAGCGCUGGUUCAACGCGUCCCAUCUGAAACAUGAGGCCAGGGUUCAGUCCUCGUGGCGAUCGAGGAGGAAGAGGAGGACGUGGUGGUAGAGGAGGAUUUGGUGACCGAGGAGGGUUUGGUGACCGAGGAGGGUUUGGAGGACGAGGGGGAUUCAGAGGAGGAAGAGGUGGAUUCAGGUCCCCGGAAGGUGGAGGAUUUCGGGGGAGAGGCGGUGGAAGAGGUGCCCCAAGAGGGAGAGGAGGCGGAAGGGGCGGUGGCCGAGGGGGCUUUGGAGCAGGGAGGAAGGUCUUGGUUGAGCCACACAGACAUGAAGGUGUGUUUAUCAGCAGAGGGAAGGAAGAUGCCCUGGUGACCAAGAACAUGGUGGUGGGAGAGUCUGUGUACGGAGAGAAGAGGAUCAGUGUGGAGGAAGGAGAGACGAAGAUUGAGUACAGAGCCUGGAAUCCGUUCCGCUCCAAGCUGGCAGCAGCCAUCUUGGGAGGAGUGGACCAGAUCCACAUCAAGCCUGGAGCGAAGGUCAUGUACCUGGGAGCAGCCUCUGGCACCACAGUGUCCCACGUUUCUGACAUUGUUGGACCGGAAGGACUAGUCUACGCCGUGGAGUUUUCCCAUCGAUCAGGCCGAGACCUUCUCAAUGUUGCAAAGAAACGCACCAACAUCAUUCCGAUCAUCGAAGAUGCUCGGCACCCACACAAAUACCGCAUGUUAGUUGGCAUGGUAGAUGUGAUUUUUGCUGAUGUUGCUCAGCCUGACCAGACAAGGAUUGUUGCUUUGAAUGCUCACAACUUCCUGAAGAACGGAGGACACUUCGUUAUCUCCAUCAAGGCCAACUGUAUAGACUCGACAGCAGCUCCAGAGGCAGUGUUUGCCUCAGAGGUGAAGAAGAUGAGCUCUGAGAACAUGAAACCACAGGAGCAACUCACACUCGAGCCCUAUGAGAGAGACCAUGCUGUGGUGGUGGGCAUCUACAGACCUCCAGCUAAACAGAAGAAAUGAAGUGUAGGGGAAAGAUCAUGGAAAUGGAUUCCCGUUUUCAUCAGCCACCUACUUAACCGUCUGUCUGUCGCCCACCUCUCCACCUGGUCUUUUCUCCACCUGUAGAUUUGAAAAGCAUGACUAGCCCUCAGGGUAAAAUUGAUCUGGGUUUCUUUUUUUAAAAUCCUUUGACAGUUUAAUGACCACCCAGUCCACUGCUGGAGACACAUCCAAUGACAUUUUGUUACAGAUAGGCCUCUGAGUUGGUUACCAGAUUGGAGCAAGUCAUAUUUGUAAUACAUGUCUGAUAACGCAUAAAUGUUCACCUGUACAUUUGUUAUUCACAUGUUAUCAGGUCUGUGUUCAGGAUGAUUACAAAGUAAAUGGAAGCAGUCAAGUUUUGUAUAUGCACAGCCUUCACCAGCUGCUGCCCUGAGAAAUAUUUCAACUGAUUUGGUAAACAUCUGAAAAGCUUUGUCAAGACCUCUACUGUCUGUAGAUACACAAGUUUUCAUAACUAC
This is a messenger RNA of Paralichthys olivaceus (Japanese flounder), 1622 nucleotides long. It is a transcript of the gene fbl, whose product is annotated as fibrillarin. Lineage: Eukaryota; Metazoa; Chordata; Actinopteri; Pleuronectiformes; Paralichthyidae. Gene Ontology annotation, cellular component: box C/D methylation guide snoRNP complex; Cajal body; small-subunit processome. The record is from RefSeq and is a predicted model, not a curated record. Gene Ontology annotation, biological process: box C/D sno(s)RNA 3'-end processing; rRNA methylation. Gene Ontology annotation, molecular function: rRNA methyltransferase activity; histone H2AQ104 methyltransferase activity; RNA binding.